AUGCUACACGUUUCAGCGGAAGACCGGCUCAAUGUCUACGAGUUGUGCAAAACAUAUUUAGGCGGCGAAUGGGCCGACGUUUGCGCCGACGAUCUGGCCAUCAAACCCGCGACGGGUGGAGUUGUUAGCAAGUUACUUUACUGUUUUCUACCGGACACGAUGUCAGCAAAAUAUUCAAAAGUUGUGGUCAAAUACCAUGAUGAUCUACUGGCUGAUGCCGGUGUAAACACUACACAUUUGUUAACAGUAAACUCUCACUAUUUCAACGCCAGCGAUGAUCUGAACCCCAAAACUGUCGCACUAUUGGCACAAAAGUUGGCAAAAAUGCAUUCACAAGAUAUGCCGAUACCUAAAGACAGGACUGAAGUCUAUAUGCGAAUGAUAUUUGAAGAGUGGCUCAAAGAACCAGAUAUUGAAUCCCUGAGACACGGGUUGGUUCGGCGGGAGAUCCAGAAGAAUAAUCUCAAGACAUUGAUGUCUACGGAUUUGGUGGCAGAGAUGGCUUGGGUUAGGGAAGUGAUGGUCAGUCUCAACAGUCCAGUAGUUUUCUCCCAUAACGAUCUCAAUCGCCGUAAUAUUCUGGUCACUAAUAAUAACAGUGAUGUCGACGUUUACAUAAUUGAUUUUGAUUGGAGCUGCUAUAUGUAUAGGGGCGCUGACCUGGGUGAUUAUUUUGUUAAUUGGUGUCAACAAGACUAUGGCCCUGAAGUUUUCCCGACUGAUGACCAGAUGUUGGUCUUUAUUGACGCCUAUAUCCGAGAAUUGACAGCAAUUAAUGGCAACUCUUUUGCACAAUUGGAGAUCAAUUCACGUCAAAGGCUUAUAAAGGAGGCGAAACCAAAAGCCGAGAACCGCAUUAAAAUGAAACAUAAUAAUAUCCAUAAUAUAUUAAUCGUUUCAGCGGAAGAUCGGCUCAAUGUAUACGAGUUGUGCAAAACAUAUUUAGGCGGCGAAUGGGCCGACGUUUGCGCCGACGAUCUGGUCAUCAAACCCGCGACCGGUGGAUUUGUUAACAAGUUACUUUACUGUUUUCUACCUGACACUAUACCAGCAAAAUACCCAAAAGUGGUGGUCAAAUACGCGAAUGAUGACCUGGAAGAGAUCGGCGUAAACAUUACACAUUUGUUAGCAAUGAAU
Molecule: messenger RNA, 1137 nt
Organism: Medioppia subpectinata
Lineage: Eukaryota; Metazoa; Arthropoda; Arachnida; Sarcoptiformes; Oppiidae
Source: the annotation of a GenBank genome assembly